AUGGAAGCUUACGAGAAGUACGAUCAUGGUGGGCUCCUCAAAAAUAGGUACUCGAAGGUGAGCGAUAUCUCUGAGGGGUCAUAUGGAUUGGUUUCUUUGGCUAAAGAUCAAGAUAACGAGAAUGCUCUUGUUGCCGUUAAGUAUAUCUUUCCGGUCAACUAUAAAAGACAAAAGCAAUAUUCCCAGCUUUCGAACACAACAGGUCGGGCCACAUCUUCGCCAGCAAAACUCAGAUCAAAUACGGGCACUUCGGACUCGAAGAAGAAAGUCAUGAUUUCUGCUUUGUGUGAAGAAUCGUCGAAGGAGUUUGCGAUACACCAGAUAUUGGGAGAUCAUCCAAACAUUCCGAAGUUGAUUGACCAUUUCGACUCAUGUUUAAUCCUUGAAUACUGUUCCAAGGGAGAUCUUUAUGAAGCAAUGCAGAACGAUGUUGGUCCUACAACCUCCCAGGAUAUCAAGGAUGUUUUCGAUCAAAUUCUCAGUGCCAUAGCUUAUUGUCACUCUAAAUCAGUGUUCCACAGAGAUUUGAAGCCAGAAAAUAUCUUAAUUGCGCAGGACUGGUCCAUUAAAGUCUGUGAUUGGGGUUUAGCCACCACGCAGCAGAUAGUUACUAGUCCAAGUGAAUUCGAUAUUGGAUCUGAAAGAUAUAUGGCUCCAGAAUUGUUUGAUCCUGAACUUCAGUCAUAUGAUGCAUCAAAGGUUGACUUGUGGUCUUUAGGUGUGAUUUUGUUGACUCUUGUGUUUCAAAAGAAUCCUUUUCAGGUUGCAAAUUAUACUGAUAAGCGGUUCUUGCAAUUUUCUGCCAAUAGAGAAGCAUUGUUCGAUUUUUUCAGUUCAAUGACUGGUGAAAUGUUUAGUUCCUUGCGCUUUUGUCUCACAAUGGACCCUUCGAAUCGUGACUUGGAAAGUUUUCGUGCUGAGCUUAAGAGCUUAAAAUACUUCACCAUUGACGAGGAGUAUUGGGCAUUACACAGUGAAGAAGAAAAUGAAGCUGAAUAUGAGGACAACGGUUACGAAGAUGAAGUAGAAGAACCUAAUCUGUUGGAAGACUUGACUCAAUCCAGGGACACGUUUCCUUUCGAACCCGAAAUAUCUCAAAGUGCAUCUACGGAUGUAAGAGAUCCGCCCAGCUUUCAAGAUGAUCAAACAUCUGCAAGGGAAGACGAGGUUAUGCCCCAUAAUCGACGCGCAGAUGCCUUACUUUCGCCAACCACCAAUGCUAAACCCAUACCGAUCGGUGGCACACUGCAAAUUAGAAACACGAGAAAACCAUUUGGAGUUGCCUCCUACAACAAAAAUGGCACUUUUUUUGCUUCACAGAAGAAUCAUGGCAGUUACAAUAGCCAUAGUAACAGUCAAGGAAAUAGGUUCCGGCGUGAGGAUUUCUUUACUCCAAGAAGCGUGUUUUCGCAUUACAUGGAUAAGUACGGCGAGCAGAAAGAGAUCAGUGAUCUGCAUCGUGCGUAUGAAAAAAAGAAAAAGGUAUGGAAUUCAGGAAGAAAAAAACAGUCAUGGAAAAAAAGAGGCUCAGUCUUUCAACCUUUCAAUAAUGGUGCUAAUCAUGCGCCUUACAUGGCAUCUUCCCCUCCACACCAUACACCACUUCCAAAUGGAUGCUCCCCCGCAUCAGCUCAAUGGGGAAGUAAAAAUGCUGGGAAGUAUGUCCCACCAUUCUUGAGAUCCCCUCAUUGCAGAAUGAAUCCAUUAUCAGUCGAUGAGGUAAGUGAAGAGAUUGAUCACUUGGCAUUGACAGACGGUGAAGUGUUUGUUUUAGAGGAUGAUUACCAUGAAAAUGAUCCUAGAAAGAAUGAAUUGAACCUGUCAUGCAGGCUGUCAUUUCGGGUACAGGAUAAUCAUUCAUUUUUCUCGGAUUUGUCGCAGGAAGCGCAUUACCACGGGAGCGAUGGAGACUCCCGGAGAGCAUCAAUGAUUAAGACUGAUAACAUUAACCACGGGACGCCUGGGAAAUACGUUCCUCCUUUUAGAAGAAGCUCCAUGGGUAUAGUGGCUGAUAAGCGUCGCUCCAUCAUUCCGAACGGGUCUCCUUUCGCAGGACUUCUGCAAACCUUGUUGAACCAAGAAGCGUCUAGAAGUGUCCCUGGGGAAAACUGGCUCUUUAAAAGAGACUGGGAAAACUAA
Messenger RNA from Metschnikowia bicuspidata var. bicuspidata NRRL YB-4993, 2139 nucleotides. It is a transcript of the gene KSP1, whose product is annotated as putative serine/threonine protein kinase. The coding region runs from base 1 to 2139 and encodes 712 amino acids. Gene Ontology annotation, cellular component: autophagosome; cytoplasm. Gene Ontology annotation, biological process: autophagy; peptidyl-serine phosphorylation; protein autophosphorylation. Gene Ontology annotation, molecular function: ATP binding; protein serine/threonine kinase activity. The record is from RefSeq and is a predicted model, not a curated record. NCBI's taxonomy places the organism in Eukaryota, Fungi, Ascomycota, Pichiomycetes, Serinales, Metschnikowiaceae. The transcript has 3 exons.